This is a messenger RNA of Bactrocera tryoni, 702 nucleotides long. RefSeq lists its product as uncharacterized. Lineage: Eukaryota; Metazoa; Arthropoda; Insecta; Diptera; Tephritidae. The transcript has 2 exons. Gene Ontology annotation, molecular function: nucleic acid binding. The record is from RefSeq and is a predicted model, not a curated record. Bases 1 to 696 code for a protein of 231 amino acids.
AUGGUCAAUGGUUUGCUGGACAAACACUGCUCUAUAUUCACCAGUGAAAUAUUUGCUAUCUAUCAAGCUGCUCUAAUAGCAUCCAAAUCCAAGGGUAAAUUCUGCAUUUGUACAGACAGUCAAUCUGCCAUUGAUGCCGUCAAAAAUUUUACCAAUAAAAGUGUCUUAGUAACUUACGUUCGUGAUCUGCUCACCAAGCACGCAAAUAAAAUGAAAUUGAUUGAACUCGCCGACUCUGUGGCGAAAAGUAUUCAUGAAGAACCGGAUCUGUGCUUUGACGCUCUUGAAAAAGCUGACUUAAAACAUCUAAUAAAGCAGUACGUACAUAACAAGUCCCUGUUGAAAUGGAUUGAAUACGUUCAUCAUUAUGCGGCAACUAAUCCUAUCAGAGCAAAGCCUAUAUACCCCACGAACUCCAAACAUUCAGACAUUUUGUUAUUCACAAGGCUUCGUCUAGGUCAUACGCAGAUCACGCACGAUUACCUGUUAAAUAAUGGAAACGGAUCCUGCUGCUUUUGUAGGUCCUCUAGGACAUCAGUAAAACAUAUACUAGAUGCAUGCCCCCAAUUUACCAAUACAAGGCGAAGGAUGUUUGGCACAGCUCUCCCAUCGAAACUGCUAACUAAUAUAACAUCGUCGAAUAUAAGUACUAUAUCUAACUUUCUUAUAACAUGUAACAUAGCACAUUUAAUUUAAUAUAAA